CAAUCCUCGAGUCGUAUCGAAACAAUCUGUUUAUGUUUGUCACAGGCUUGAAAUCAGUCCACGGGUAGGUGCCUUCCUUUUCCAUCGUGUUUGGCGUGGUGACAGUCGUCGCUUUCAUAUUCCUUUGCGGCGUUGUUUGCGAGCCUCUUUCACUUCAAUUUUCUCCUCUGAGAUGGAUUUUUUCUGAGACUGUGUAUGUUCACACUCUGUCUUUCCUUUUCUCAAAAUGGCACAGCAAAAGACCAUACUCUUCAUUGAUGCUUACGACUCGUUUGCCGAGAACAUUGCUGCAUUGCUUCGCCAGCAGCUUUGUGUGCAGGUCACAUUGAUCAGAAUAGACUGUGACAUUCCCACGCAAUAUGAGCAAGGAUAUCAAGAGUAUUUCGCCAGUUUCGAUGGCAUAGUUCUCGGUCCAGGCCCUGGUAAUCCUUCCAAUGAGUUGGAUGUUGGAUUGUUCAAUUGUGUCUGGGAGUAUGCACCAAUGCUCAACAUACCGGUGCUUGGAAUCUGUCUGGGCUUUCAGAGUCUUUGUGCACAGUACGGCCUGCCGAUUGUUCGAAUGGGUCUUCCCUGCCAUGGACAUGCUAAAGAUGUGCUUCACACCGGCACUGAUAUCUUUGCCAAUUCAAAGCAUGUCGUUGCAACUAACUACAACAGUCUUGGCGUUAGAGUCAAGGACUUCAAGCUCGACACGACUAGAAGUCGACGAACUUCGACUGGAUCUCUCGAAAGCUUUGUUUCUCUUCAAAGCCUGCAGUCCGCUGAUUCAAUUUUCUGUACCCCAACCGGCAGCAAGGCGCAUGUGCGACCAGCAGACAGUUUAGACCUGCUGGCAUGGGACAAGGACGAAUGGGUCAUGGCAGUCAAGCACAAAGAUCAUCAUUUCCACGGUGUUCAAUUUCAUCCAGAAUCGUGCAAAUCAAAUUCUGCUUGCGUGGAACUGCUCAAAGAGUGGUGGGCUUCUGCAGUCGAGCACAACGGCACGCACGGAAGACCCACUUCAACACCUCGUCAGGUCGAAACAUCGAACACGCCAGACAACGUCUGCUCAGAUCAUUCUGAAUCAGAGAUAGGGUCUGAUGAUUCUGAAUGGAUCCCUUCAACCGGAGCUCCACGCACCUUUGGUGCCAUCGACGACGAUUUGAAGGACAUUAGUGGCUCCGCUCAGCGCCUCCUCGACCUCCUUCGUGGGCUUGUAAGCAGAAACAACGGUACUAUAGUAUCUGCAAACGUACGCUUCGACCCGGAACGUCAAGAUCUUGCCGACAUAUGGAGACAUCGAAGCCCAGAAACCCCCCUGGUGAUGCUGGAGUCCACAAAGAGAGGACGAUACAGCAUCUAUUCAUGCAAUGAUUCGUCAAACUUUCGAAUUGAGUAUAUCAAUGGCGAAUGCUCUGUGUAUGAGGGUCUCGAAACUAUGGCAAGCGAGUCCGUUGCAAUUGACCGAGCCGAGAUGGUCAGACUCUUGGAAAUCUUUAUGUGCAGCCAGCAUAUCAACGAUGAUGGUUCUACUCUUCCAUUCAGAGGUGGGCUUGUGGGCUUUCUAUCCUAUGAGUUCGGAAUUGACUCCCUUGAUCUGGACGCUCGAUAUACCGAAGGCGAGCGACGCAUACCAGACCUCAGCCUCUUGUGGGUGGACCGCAGCAUUGUCGUCGACAAUGAAACUAAGCGUGCAUACAUUCAGUCUAUCCGAGGACGUUCAACUCGGAGAGGCUUUAAUGAUGCUGAUUGGGUUGCCGAGAUGAGCGAUAAUCUCGAAACAACCGAGCCAACCACCAUACCGAUCACUACAAGACCUAGCGACAUCGUGGAAUUGCAUGGGGUGCUAUCAUCAUCCACAUUCUCGAUGCCUGAUCAUGACCAGUACAUCGCGCAAAUCCGUGAUUGCCAGGCCGAACUUCUUGCCGGCAAUUCUUACGAACUCUGUCUCACGACCGAAGCGACGGUGAUCUCUCCCAAGGCCCAGCCUGAUGUGAUACCAGACUAUUCCUUCCUCUUGUAUCAAAACAUUCAGCGCCACAACCCUGUCCCGUUCGCAGCUUACAUCCGUCUCAACAAGACUACAAUCCUUUCCUCUUCUCCCGAACAGUUCCUCUCCUGGUCUCGAGCUGGGACCAUUGACAUGGUCCCGAUGAAAGGUACUGUCAAGAGAACUCCCGACAUGACACUUGAGAAAGCCACUGAGAUUCUCUCCUCUGCCAAAGAGUCUGCCGAAAACCUCAUGAUCGCCGAUCUUAUUCGUCAUGAUUUGUACAAUGUGGUCGGCAGGGAUGCUUUAGUUGAAGUGGUACGCUUGUGUGAUGUAGUCACAACAGAGACGGUGUUCAGCCUGGUCUCUCACAUCCGCGCAUAUGUCCCCCUACCCUCUGAGAUUCCACGAAGCUCUUCAGAGUCUAUCAAGGAGAUGAUCAAAUACGGUAUUCGCGCGUUGACCACCGCACUUCCCCCGGGAAGUAUGACGGGUGCACCCAAGAAGCGUUCUUGCGAGAUUCUUCAUCACCUUGAACAGCGACGUCGAGGUGUCUAUUCCGGAGCGAUAGGCUACAUGGACGUCACUGGGAACGGUGCUUGGUCUGUGUGUAUUCGCACGGCAUUCUCUCACGCGGACGAGGAUAUUCCAGCACCGGACGAAGGAAGAUCAGCAAUGCAGAAAUGGCACAUCGGCGCUGGCGGUGCUAUCACCGUGCUCAGCGACGAGGAACAAGAAUGGGAAGAGAUGAUGACCAAGCUGGAAAGCGUCCAGAAGGGCUUCAAGAGACAUGGUAAUCUGGUCAUUCUCCAGCAACUGAUCGAUCAAUAUCGGAAUGCUUUGGCGCGGGGAGGUGGUUUCAUCGACCGAGACUAUGCAGAGGAGACUGUUGAGAGUCUUGAGAGAGCACUGGCAGAGUGCACACUUUGACGUACUUUGUUCGUCUGACCUGCGUUGCGGUUACGUGAGGUUGUUUUGUAUGUGCACACAUGUCCGCUGAGCCAGCCGAACAGAAGAAGGCUUUGAGGGCGACCAUCGACUUUGCAAGGCAUAACACCGAAGCAACCAAUCAAUGCAUGCUCGGAACUGACAAGUACCUCGGGAAUUGUAUCUUGUAUUCAACACCUGGGCUAACUGAGAUGUCUACGUUCUUUACGAGUGGUGGAACGGAAAAAAUGGGCUGAGUCGUGAUUUGUUGUAUGCUGACAAGUACGAAUUUACGCCAGAAACAACGCGGAGGGAAAACACUACACCGACUUUCAAAACAUGUAUGACUACGACGACAUAUUUGCUUUUGCCGACUUCAACGCGGCUCGAUACCCCAUAGAGUUUCCU
Exophiala oligosperma is the source of this 3304-nucleotide messenger RNA. RefSeq lists its product as uncharacterized. Gene Ontology annotation, biological process: L-tryptophan biosynthetic process. The record is from RefSeq and is a predicted model, not a curated record. NCBI's taxonomy places the organism in Eukaryota, Fungi, Ascomycota, Eurotiomycetes, Chaetothyriales, Herpotrichiellaceae. Bases 227 to 2899 code for a protein of 890 amino acids. The transcript has a single exon.